GCUAAUCGUUGUUUUGCUCGCGCUCACUCGGCGAGGGCUUUAAAAAGGGAGGCAGGCGCAGGCUGGGCGCUAGAAGGGAGCCGAGGGGGGGCGCCGCGGGCGGAUCGGUUGUGGCUCUCGGCGCAGUCUCCCCCCCAGCCCGCCCCCCGCGAUCGGGACCGCCGAGACGCGCCCGGGCGAAGGCGGCGGCCGCCCUCCCUCGCUCGGAACGGGCACCAUGUCCAACGUGCACCUCUCCAGCGCCUCGACCCUGGAGCGCCUGGCCGCCCGCCGGACUUUCCCGCUCCACGCCCGCACCGGGGUGUGCAGGAACCUCUUCGGCCCCGUGGACCACGACGAGCUCAACCGGGAGCUGCGGAGCAAGCUGCGGGAGAUCCGCGAGGACAGCCAGCGGCGCUGGGACUACGACUUCCAGAGCGAGGCGCCGCUGCCCGGCCCGGGCCGGCUGCAGUGGGAGGCGGUGGCGGGCGACGCCGUGCCCGCCUUCUACCGGGAGAGCCUGCAGGUCGGGAGGGGCCGCUUCCCGGUGCUGGUGGUGCGAGCCAAGCCGCCGUCUGACAGCGCCCCGGCGGAGCCCAGAGACUCUCCCCAGGACUCGCAGGGGCUGACUUCUGCUUCGGGGCCCCCGGGCAUGCCUGCCGCCUUGGGCAGCGCCGCGGCGGGGGCCGAGGACCGCCUCAACCAGGAGAACCGGGCCGGCCGGCUCAACAACAACUUCUCAGGGAUUAUCCUCAAGCCCGUCCCGACGUGCGCGGCGACGGCUCUGAAAAGGGCAUCUUCGGCCGGCGUCGCUCACAUCACAGAUUUCUUCGCCAAGCGGAAAAGGGUCGUAGACUCGAAAGCGGCCGCGGAUCAUUCCAGCGCGCUGCCCGCCUCGGCCUCUACUGUCCCCACGGAGCAGACGCCCCGGAAAAGGCUCCGGUGAACGAGAUUUUGCACUACCGCACAGAAGCGCCGUUUCCUCGGCCCUUGGAAACCUAGAGCUUGAGAGGCCUCCUUCUGUCCACAUUCAAGGGACUGGCAGAAGAUACCAGAGUCCGGGAAAGAAGAGCCGUGUGACUUUUUUUUGUUUCCCCUCUUCUCCUACUCUCCGCCCCAGAAGGAACUGCUUGUACCUCUAUGUAGCAAACUGUGGCUCUUGACUGCAAGCCACCUGACGGAGCAGUGUUAAUUUACAACUGUGCAAUUUAUUAUUUUUAUAUAAAAAUGUAUUAUGCCUAAUGUGAGUACACUGGCCUGAAGUGUAAAAGCUUUAAAGUCAUUUAUAUAAAAAAUGUUUAAUCUCUGCUGAUUUCUCAGUGCAAAAAAAAUGUAUAUUUGUAAAAAAAGCAAACAACUUAAGAGUUAUACUAACUUAUAUUUUCUAUUUAUGUCAAAAAAGGCGGAUAACUUCGGUUGACACCUAGUAGUCUGUUGUUUGUGUGUGGUUUUUUUUUUCUUAUUUGGUUAAGCCAAAGGGCACUAUAUUUGCUUUUUUUUGUUAUUUACAAAAAAUGUAAAUUUAUUUUUAUAGUGGGUUUUUUUGCAUUCACAAAAUGUAGCUAUGAAUCAAAAUUUCUUUAGUUAUUACUUGAAAAUAAAUCUGAUACAAUGGUUCCUGAGCCGGUCUGUACCACUGCCGUUGCAAACGUAUG
This is a messenger RNA of Gekko japonicus, 1634 nucleotides long. RefSeq names its product cyclin-dependent kinase inhibitor 1C (p57, Kip2) (gene CDKN1C). Gene Ontology annotation, cellular component: nucleus. Gene Ontology annotation, biological process: regulation of cell cycle. NCBI's taxonomy places the organism in Eukaryota, Metazoa, Chordata, Lepidosauria, Squamata, Gekkonidae. The record is from RefSeq and is a predicted model, not a curated record. The transcript has 3 exons. The coding region runs from base 218 to 925 and encodes 235 amino acids. Gene Ontology annotation, molecular function: cyclin-dependent protein serine/threonine kinase inhibitor activity.